UAUAUUGUAAAAAUAUUAAUACCAAUUUACCAAUACUGGCAUACUUAUUCACCGUUUUAUUAUUUUUACUAAUAUUAAUUUAAGUUUUUGUUAUAUUUAGAAGUCAAAAUUAUACUUGGCUAUAAUAUGUAAUAUCCUUAUUGUUCUUAAAUUAUAACAUUGAAUCAGUCAUAAUAACUUUAAAUUAAUAUUAAUAUAUUUUAUAAAUCAAAUUUGGUUGAUAUAAUUGUUAAAGAUAGCAUUCAAGCUGGCGUCUUUCGAUGAAAAUAAUGAAUUUGAAAGCAAGAAACGGAAGAAACAUAAAAAAGAUAAAUACGAAGAUAAGGAGAAGUCUGGUGGCUUAAAAUUGAUAUUAAAAGUUGGCAGUGGAAGUUGUUUGCCUGCUGAUGAAAUAGUUAAUAACACUAAUGGUAAUCAUGAAGCAAAUGAUUAUUUAUCUAAAUCGCAUAAAAAGAAAAAAAAGAAGCAUAAGCAUCAUAAAGAGAAGAAAAAAAGAAUGCGAGAUGAUAUUACAAUUCAAGAAGAAAUAAGUUUAGGCGAGGAGACUUUAGCAGAAGCUCCAAUGUCCAAACGUCCUAUAAGUUUUGAAAAUAACAGUAAGGUCACUACAAAUUCUACCGAUUCUCAAAAUGGUGAAUGGAAAUCAGAAGAAACAAACAAUCCAAAUGAAAAUCGACAAACUUUGCAACAAUUAUUAACACAUUUGCUUAGAGCUUUGGAACGUAGAGAUCCUCAACAAUUAUUUGCAUGGCCAGUUACAGAUCGUAUUGCACCUAAUUAUUCUCGUCUUAUUUCUAAACCAAUGGAUUUUGAAACAAUUCGCCGAAGCAUUCAAAGUGAUCUUUAUACCAGUUUAAAUGCGUUUGUUGCAGAUUUUAAAUUGAUGUGUGAAAAUGCCAUGACAUAUAAUCAACCAGAAACUAUUUAUUAUAAAGCAGCUAAACGACUUCUUCAUGCUGGUUUAAAAUUAACAGGUCCAGAAAAAUUAAAAACACUGUUAUCUGCAUUACCUGGAAUGGCUAAUAUACCUCCAUCACAGCUGGGCUUUGAUAUUAACCAAGAAUAUCAUGGAGAUACUUCAAAUGAUACAAUUAUUGAAAAUAUUGAACGAUCUUCUGAACGACUGCAUGAUAAUGACCUAUUAAAUCAACGAAAAAUGAUAUCAAAAUUUGAGGCUAUACCCGAUGAUUUAACACCAGAUGAAAUACUUAAACAAGUGCAAAAUGCUGCUAAAGCAGCUUCUGAAAAAUUGGCUACAAAAAAUACUAAGAUGGGAUUCUUGAAACAACAAAACAAUGGAUCCACAUCACUAUCGAUUUUAGUGCCAAAUGAUGGAAUCAAUCCUGAAACUGGAGAAAGGCCUGUUCUCUUAGGAUCAUUAAUUGGAAAGUUGAGUCAUGGAGUUGGAUCAAUUUCAGGUUUCCGCGAAGACAGGCGUAACAUGGUUAAAACUGUAAAACCAUUAUAUUAUGGAGCUUUUGGUUCUUAUGCUCCAACAUAUGAUUCAACUUUUGCCAAUUUAACAAAAGAUGAAUCAGAUUUAGUUUUGAGAACUUACGGUGAUGAAGCAUCUGCACAAUAUGCAGAAAGCAUUUUAAACUUUACUAAAGACUCAGAUUAUGCAAUGACUAUGGCAGAUAAUUUGCUUGAUUUAAUGACUGGUGGUGAUCAUCGUAAAACAAAACGUGUAUUAGAUGAGCGAAAAAAACAACAAGUAGUUUUAGAGGAUAGCAAGAAACCAAUUAAUCAAUUACAUCAGCCUUCAUCGUGUCAACCCUUAGCAACUUCACUAAUGAAUACAGGAAGUUCAAAUACUACAACUGCUAACCAUCAAACUAAAACUGCUCCAAUACAAAUUGAUCAGUUAAAAUCAUUAUCAGAACUUGGAAUUGAUACAAAAUUUAUAGAUUAUUAUCAAGAACAAAGUGUAUUUCAAGAUCGGUUGGAUCAUGUUGGUGGAUUGCUUGGACGUUUACAAAACGUACAAAAUCAACGUUUGAGUGCUCCUCUUCCACAACAUCUUUCACAAAUAGCACAUCCAUCACCACAGGAAAUUCAAUUAGCGGAUAAAAUAACUGAAUCCCUUGCUGAAAAUUUAAAAAGAGUCCCACCAUCAGCCGUGAUGUCCGUCACAGGCGUACGUAAAGCAAUGGGUAUUGCACAAAUAUCCCAUUUAGAGUUAAAUCAAAAUAAUUGUCAUCCUCCAAAUUUGGUAAAUCAUGGAUCAUCCCAUCAACAGACACAGGUAUCAUUAAUGGGAGAUGGAAUACAAGAUCGCGUGGAAGGUGUUGAAGGUACUGUGUCUGGGGUUGAUUUAGAAUCUGAAUUAAGAGAAUUUCUAGAAAGUGAUCCUACUCUAACUAGCUUUCCAUUGCAUGAUGAAAAUGAUCGAACAAUUGAAGAGAUAUUAUCUGAAUCAUAAUUUUUUAAUUAUAUGAAUUAUUGAUUGUUUUUUUUUUUUUUGUAUUAAUAUUAAAUAUUAAUUAAAAAAAACUAUAAAUGUUGAACUUUAAAAAUCUGUAUGAGAAAUCGACUAAAAUAAUUAAUAAAUAAUGGAAGUAUAGUGUUAAACUGUCUUAUUUGCAUUUAAUUUAUUUAUUAGUUUUUAACUAAAAAUUUAAUUUUUAAUUUUAUUGAAUCCUACAAUUUCAGUAAAUAUAUUUUAAAUUGAAAUGUAUAAAAUGCAUGAAAUCUAUUUCCUGAUUUUUAAAAUAAAAUAUAUUAUGUGAAUGUUAUAAUCAAAUAUAUACAGUAUGUGAACAUCAUAAAUACAUGAAAAUAAGUAAUAACAAUAAAUUAACAUGCAUACAUUUUUAAGUGAUCUUUACAAAUUAAUAAUUAUGUAUUUUAUAGUAAUAUAAAUACUUAAGAUAUAACAAAUUUAAAUUUACAAAUAUAAAUUAUACUAUGUAUGAUGUGAACCGAUAUGGAUGUUUUUGUAUAUUAACAUAGUCUUAAAUUUUGAUAUAUAAUUUACCUUUUUAUGUAAAAUAUGAAUACUAUAAUUAAUUUAAUAUAUGCUGUUUAAUAUUAUUUAGAUUGUAUAAUUUGGCAGGUUCUUAUAACUAAAAAGUAAACAUAUAUUUUAAUUUUUUAAGUGUUUAAUACAUUAUUUAUAGUAAAGAUUUAUAUAUAUUAUAAUUAUUUUUUAAUUCCAGAUUUCAAAAAUAUUUAAAUUAAAUUAUAGACAUCUAUGAUGAAUAAGUUAAUUUAUUUUCUUUUGCUCUUAUCUAAAAAAUUUAACGUUUUAGGAUAAGCUUUAAGCAUAUUAUUUAUAUACAUAUAUACAUUUAGCCUUUUUAAAAAUUAUUGCUGCUUUCAGGAUAUUUAUAUUUUUUAAAAUAGAUAGUUAAGUAUGAUUUAGUGUGUACCAAUAAUUUUAGGCAUUGAAACUUAUUUUUUUUUUAGUCAGCAAAAAUUUGUUUUAAUUUUUAUUUAUAGUUAAAUCUCUUAAAGUCAUUCAUAUUUUUUUUGUAUAAGUAGUAUAGACUAUAAUAUUAUAUGGUCAUUACUCAUUACUGUUCAACAAGUGUGAAUGCACGGCACUCUGAAAUUGUAUUAAUCAUUACAUUGGUAGAUGAUUGAUUUGUUUAUGAAAUAAUUUAAGUAUAACAUAGUAGGACCUACCAGUGGUGUGCUCAGCUUUUUUGAAAGGGGUGAUAUUCAUUUUUGACUUGUCAUAGACCCUAAUUUUUUUUUCAUGUAGAUAAUAAAUCAUAACAAAAAAAAUUCAAAGGGGGGAUAUGUCUCCCUGAUUCCCUGUGACCACACCACUGGGACCUACUUAGGUAUUUAGGCAUGUUUUUUAAUAAAAUAUCUUAUAAUACUUAAUGUAUAACUACCAAGAAUUAUAAAAUUAAAAUAUAAGUGUUUUGAGAGUAAAUACAAUUUGUGUUAAAAAUAGAUUUUUGAUGUAUAUUUCACAAAACAAUUAAUAAAUUAAAUACAUAUUAGCUAAGUAUGUAUCUAUAAAAAAAAUA
Rhopalosiphum padi (bird cherry-oat aphid) is the source of this 3980-nucleotide messenger RNA. It is a transcript of the gene Brd7-9, whose product is annotated as bromodomain-containing protein 7. Bases 497 to 2422 code for a protein of 641 amino acids. The transcript has 11 exons. The record is from RefSeq and is a predicted model, not a curated record. Gene Ontology annotation, biological process: regulation of transcription by RNA polymerase II. NCBI's taxonomy places the organism in Eukaryota, Metazoa, Arthropoda, Insecta, Hemiptera, Aphididae. Gene Ontology annotation, cellular component: nucleus.